Molecule: messenger RNA, 2142 nt
Organism: Setaria italica (foxtail millet)
Lineage: Eukaryota; Viridiplantae; Streptophyta; Magnoliopsida; Poales; Poaceae
Product: myosin-binding protein 7
Exons: 3
Coding region: 272-1645 (457 amino acids)
Source: RefSeq, a predicted model, not a curated record
CCCCGCGGCCGCGGCCGCGCACGGGAGAGGCAUCGAGCCGGCCGCCAGCCCCCUCCCCAUCACCGCGCCGCUCGGGCUCGCGUUUCCCGAAACGGCGCCGAAAUAUCCAUCCGCCGCUCCUCUCCCCUCGCCUUGACCGCCGCCGCCACCGACCUCGCCCACUCCCCUCCUCGGCUCCUCCCCACUUCCACUCCCACCAGCCUCACCCCCCAGCGCGGCGCAGGCGGAUGCGCGCGCGCCGCCUGCUGCUACUGCUUCCUCCUCUCCCGCCAUGGCAGGGGAGGACGACCCGUGCCCGCUCUGCGGCGGCGGCGGCGGCGGCGGCCCCGCGCGAGUCACGCUCGCCAAGCGCGGUUCCCCGCCGCCGCACGCGGGGGACGCGCUGGCGGUGACGGCCGUCGUGGACCCCGGCGACGAGCUGCGGGAGGAGCUAGCGCGGCAGCGCCGCUGGGCGGCGGACCUGCACGCGGAGCUGGAAGCGGAGCGCGCCGCGGCCGAGGGCGCCGCCAGCGAGGCCAUGUCCAUGAUCCUGCGCCUGCAGCGGGACAAGUCGGAGGCCAUGAUGGAGGCCCGCCAGUACCGACGCUACGCGGAGGAGCGGUUCGCGCACGACGCCGCCGAGGCGGACGCGCUCCGGAACGCGCUCGAGCGCCGGGACGACGCGGUCCGCUCCCUCGCCGCGCGGCUCCGGGCGUGCCAGGCCCGGCUCCUCCACCUCGGCUACCCGUCCCCGUCCGCGUCCUCCUCGCUCCCGUCCUCCCCCACCGCCGCCGCAGCGGGGUCUCGCCGCGGGUUCCACCACCACCUCCCCUUCUCCGACGACGAAGAUUGCGACAACUACCGCUCGGUCCACUGCCUCGAACGCCCCGCCGACGUGGGCACCCCGCGCACCCACCACCUGCUCAACAGAAUGCCCAGCCCGGACGCCGACAAGGGUGUCGUCCUCUUCGGCUCACCGCGCCACGCCCGCGCGCUCUCGGGCGACAGCGUCCCCUACAGCUGCCGCGUCGCGCUGGCCGACGAGUUCCCUCUCUUCGCGACGGACCGCCGGGACGCGCCGGACCUGGACGACGAGGAGCAGGGCGACCGGGUGUACACGGUGGACGCCGUGCACGGCGUGCCGGUGAUGGCGCCCGAGGACUGCUGCUACCUCGGGGCGCCAAUGGGGAACGAGGAGGUGGGCUUCCGGGCUGGGGGUGGCGGCUGGACAGAGGAGGCGGAGAUACAGAAGCUCAAGGCGAGGUUGCAGGCGCUGGAGGCGGACCGGGAGUCGAUGCGGCACACCAUCAUGUCCAUGGGAGAUGAGAAGGUGCAGGUGGUUCUGCUCAGGGAGAUCGCGCAGCAGCUCUGCAAGGACACGGCGCCAUUCCCGGCUGUUCCGCUGAAGGUGCAGCCAAGGCUGCAACCAGUUGUCAUGGCGCAGAGGAAGGUGGUGAAGAAGCGGAAUUCCUUCGUCAAGAUCUUCAUUGUGACAGUGCUCAAGUGGGUUGCGUCAAUGUUCUGCUGGCGGAGGAAAUCAAAUCGCAUCAGGUACCCCAUCGGUAUGUGUGGGAGCAAUGUCGGUCUGAUGCUGAUACUGGACAGGUUCCCCAAACAGAGGCAAAAGAAGAUUCCUAAAAGGAAGCUAAGCGCCUCUAUUCUCUGAUAAUCUCGUCACAAGCAACCUAGGGAAGGACGAGCUGUGCGUUUGCACUUCUCUGGCCCGAAUGAGCUACUCUCUGGACAUAAAGCUCGCUGGUUUUGUGAAAAAACAUCGUUGUUGCAUAUCUUUCGACCCCUGUAGAUGCAUUCUUUGGUUGAUUGGGUUUUUGGUGAUCUAGUUAAAAAUGUGUAUCCCCUAUUUGCAUUUAUUCCUCUGUUCCUGCUCUCUUUACAUAUAUUGUUGAUAUUCCUUUUUUUUGUGUGCUCUAGUGUUUUUAGAACGUGAUGUAAAUAAACACCAACCUUUUGGAGCAUUAGCCGUAGAGAGUUUUGACACGGUGGUAGUGUUCCUUUUUUUUUUUGUUUCUCUAAUUGUUCUAUUAUGCCCUCUUUUUUUUAGGAACAAAAUCAUGUUAUUCUGUUUCAACACGAUUGUGUUGUAUUGUAAAUAAAUCUCAAAUAGAAUGGUGAGUUUGGUGGGAAGUCUUUUAUCUUUUUCAA